Molecule: messenger RNA, 1578 nt
Organism: Fusarium odoratissimum NRRL 54006
Lineage: Eukaryota; Fungi; Ascomycota; Sordariomycetes; Hypocreales; Nectriaceae
Exons: 5
Coding region: 1-1578 (525 amino acids)
Biological process (GO): transmembrane transport
Cellular component (GO): membrane
Molecular function (GO): transmembrane transporter activity
Source: RefSeq, a predicted model, not a curated record
AUGUCGAAUAUUGAGACCUCGGGUUCUGUUAAGGAGAGUCGUGAUCAGGAGAAGGAAGUCAUGGCUGCUGAUGAUGUGUCGUAUCAUAUCAGCACUGUCAAUGAGCUUGGGAAUGUCGUUGAUCCGGUCCUUUCGGCUAAGAUCAAUCUUGUCAACGAGACCAUCAACGAGAUUGGCUGGACUGGUUUCCAUCUCAAGCUCUGCUGCCUCACUGGCUUCGGCUUUGCAGCUGACUCCCUGGUAGCAUUCCUCCAGAGUGUUGCAGCAGGCCAGGCCUACCUUGAGAUCGGCCAUGGAGGUUAUCCUACCGGUUCAACUAUGGCUCUUUACGCUGGACUCCAGAUGGGAGCUCUCUUCUGGGGUUUUGGUGCUGACAUAAUCGGUCGACGCAUUGCCUUCAACACUACUCUAUUCAUCGCAGCCAUUGCUACCAUUGUCGCAGGAGCUGGUCCCAGCUGGGUUGCCUUCUGUGUCUUUGUAGCCUUUCUUGGCUUUGGAGCUGGCGGUAACCUCGUCUUGGAUCCAACUGUCAUGCUGGAGUUUGUCCCUGCGAAGCAGCAGUGGGUCAUCACAGCUAUGGCGGGAUGGUGGGGUGUUGGACAGGCCAGUGCUGGCUUCAUCGCUUGGGGCUACUACUCCCGAAACGAUUGGACUUGCGUCGCUACGGUCGAGACAUGCACAUGGCAGAACAACAAAUCAUGGAGACUCAUCAUGUUCACCGGUGGAGCCCUCAUGUUUGUCAUGUCCGCCCUGCGUAUUCUCAUCAUCCGACUCCCUGAAACCCCAAAGUUCCUGGUCACCAACGGCAAAGAGGAGGAACUUGUUGCCAUGCUUCAGAAGCUUGCCAGUACUUAUAAGCGACCUUGCUCAUUGACACUUGAGGGUCUUCAGGCUUGUGGCACCGCUCAUACCCCUGAGCACGGUGGUAGCAAGGGAUCUGCUGUUCGUGGCUUGGGCAAGAGUCUCCUUGGUCACGUCAAGGGACUCUUUUCGACCAAGAAGCUUGCUCUGUCGACUUGUCUCAUCUGGCUUUCUUGGACUUUGAUCGGUCUUGGAUAUCCUCUAUUCUUCCUUUACCUCCCAUCCCUUCUCAGCAGCCGUCUUCCGGACUACAAGCCCUCCUUCACCGAGACCUGGCGUGAUUACACCAUCACCAACAUCUGCGCCAUCUUUGGUCCUCUCAUUGCGGCUGGUCUUGCUGAAGUGAGCUUCCUUGGACGACGAUAUACAAUGGCCAUUGGAGCUGUGAUCACUGCCAUCUUCUUCUUUUGCUAUACCGUCAUCAAGACUCCUGCUCAGAAUCUUGCCAUCAGCAGCUGCAUCUCUGUUUGUAUCAACCUUUACUAUGGUACACUCUACGCAUACACUGCUGAAGUGUUCCCCUCUGCCCAUCGAACUACAGGCAAUGGUAUUGCAGUCUCGCUCAACCGUAUCAUGGGUCUUCUUUCUGCUGUCAUUGCGGUGACUGCUGAUACAACCACUAUAGCACCCUUGUAUAUCUCAGGGGCUUUGUUUUUUUUCAUGGCUAUCGUUUCUGCCAUUCUGCCAUUCGAACCAUAUGGCCGAAGUGCAUCCUAG